AUGACGCGUGCUCGCAGUGGAUGUCCAUUUCUGCUUUUGUUGCGUAUUUUUCUGAAUUUGAUAGUAUCGGUAUCCAGUACUGGAAUACGUACGUUUGCAUCAAUUCGAUUCGAUCCUCCGUACGUCCACAAUCUCAUGGCUGGUACCAAUACAACUGUAAAGAUGGCCGUUGAUUUGGAUACGCGGCAUCACGAAUCUGUUGACGAGGAUAUCGCUUCAGCUUCGAAGAAGCGUAAACAGUUCAAAUUGGAUGAGUUUUCGGAGCAGAAUGGUAGCUUGCACACCUAUGAGAUGAAUUUUACUGUAAGUGGACAUUUUCUGGGAAAAACAGCAGUAAAAAUACGUUUACUGGGCGCAGAUGAGGUGCUAUCGGACGAAGACCGAUCUCUUCACGAAAUACCAAAAGAAGAAUUGGACUUCCAUCGUAGUAGUCUGCUGGACGUUUGGGUUAUCCAGGAUAGCAAACGACUUGUCAAUCGAUUGUUUCUGUCAUCGUUGGUUAUUCUGAUCGUCAUUGCGAAUGUAUUGAUGGGUUGCGAG
Messenger RNA from Gongylonema pulchrum, 540 nucleotides. The record is from the annotation of a GenBank genome assembly. NCBI's taxonomy places the organism in Eukaryota, Metazoa, Nematoda, Chromadorea, Rhabditida, Gongylonematidae.